AUGAGUGUGUUGGCGUUCGUCCUGGCUCUGUUCCUUCGUCGGUGGGUGCUACUGGUAGUCACCGCAGCGGCGGCCUGUCGCUUCUGGUACAAGCUCACCACCGGCGUCUGCACGUCCACUCGCCGCCUUGACGGCAAGACCGUCCUCAUCACUGGGGCCAACACAGAGACGCAGAGCGCGGCCAGCGGGCGCUCGGUAAGUAAGCGUUCCACUGCGAAUUCAUGA
Molecule: messenger RNA, 225 nt
Organism: Gryllus bimaculatus (two-spotted cricket)
Lineage: Eukaryota; Metazoa; Arthropoda; Insecta; Orthoptera; Gryllidae
Source: the annotation of a GenBank genome assembly